Leucoraja erinaceus (little skate) is the source of this 1216-nucleotide messenger RNA. RefSeq names its product LYR motif containing 2 (gene lyrm2). Gene Ontology annotation, cellular component: mitochondrion. Bases 71 to 334 code for a protein of 87 amino acids. The transcript has 3 exons. Lineage: Eukaryota; Metazoa; Chordata; Chondrichthyes; Rajiformes; Rajidae. The record is from RefSeq and is a predicted model, not a curated record.
CAGUGGGGGCAGCACCGGCCGCUCUACUCACCCGCCGCCAGGGGGCGCCCGUCACACCGUCUCCAGCAAGAUGGCGGCGGGCCGGAUCCCGGCGGCGGCGCUCGGCCUGAGAGAGUUUAUGCUUCGUAAAAACGUCCUGAGUUUGUACAGGAAGAUUUUAAAGACCAUUAAUCAGAUUCCAAAUGAUGGAGACAAGCAGCACCUUAAAAAUUGGGCUAGACAAGAAUUCAAACAGAACAAAAAUGCUACAAAUCAAGAUACGAUACGAAUGAUGCUUACCCAUGGAAACAUGCAGCUGCAGGAGCUGGAGAAAAUGCUUCAAUUUGCAAAAUGAAAGGAAGAAAUUCUGAAAUGGCUUAAGCUGGAUUUUCUACAAGUAGUUCUGUUCAGACCUGUUUGUGGGACAUGUACUUCUGGCUCUGAUGAAAUAUUUUCACAAACAGCGGUAACUUUAACUUUCAAUGAAACAACCAUUUGAAAUGACUUGAGAUAUGGAAUUUUAUAUACUCGGAAAAAAGUCCAACGUUCAUACUGUGCAAGACUUUGAGACAAACACAUGAUGAAACCCAUCAGCCUAAUAUUUAAAAGUUUCACACUGCUUGUGUUAGAAUUGGAUGUUGAUCAGUUACCUAUACAUUAUUAUUGGGAUUAAAUGUUUACUAAAUUACUCAGAUGGCUAUAUUUUUAAACAGGUCUUUGAACUCAAGGGAAAAUUAAUAAGAGUAAGUGAUUGUACAAUGUUCAAGAAGGAACUGCAGAUGCUGGAAAAUCGAAGGUAGACAAAAGUGCUGGAGAAACUCAGCGGGUGCAGCAGCAUCUAUGGAGCGAAGGAAAUAAGUCUGAAGAAGGGUUUCAGCCCGAAACGUUGCUUAUUUCCUUUGCCCCAUAGAUGCUGACAAGUGUUUGUACAAACCUGGUACAUGAAUACAUCAGUUCAGUUAACACUACUGAGCUGAAAAACCGAGCAUUUGUGUAAUUAACAUUGGUUUUAGGGAGUUUCUUUCACUGCAGUCCUGAUUUGUCUGUAUUCAUUGCAUUCUGAAGAUAAUAACUGCAGAGUUGAAAACAUAAUUGUACAGAGCAUUGGUGUUUGAACAAAUAUUUAUUAUUUUAUCUCCACAGACAUGGAUUGUGUGCAUUCUUUAUCAUGUGUUUAAUUACAUAGCAGCUGAAAGAGAUUGUUUCUUUUCAGAAAAAAAUAAAAGAUAUGCAAGUA